AUGUCAGCUAAUUCGCUGCUCACACGCUUCAAGUAUGCAAAGCUGCUAAAUCAAGACCAAGGAGGCCGCCGCAUAAUCCUCGAAGGCACAAUCUCAGGCAAGCCAGCACUCCUCCUAGCUGAACGAGGCGCAUUCGAUACGAAUCCAGUGUACCUCUCAGCCCUUGGACGUUUGAUGGUACAUGUGCAGAAUCUUGGAGACAACGAUAUAUACCGCUGGUACCUUGCGAACAGUCUUCCAGACAACAGCGCAGAUCUUCCUACGCCACCAGAUCUCAAGAUCAAUCUGAUUUAUCCUUGCACGGACAAGCAUAUCAAGAAAUACAGCUUCCAAAAAGCUAGAUUUGUGACCGAGACACCGGAGAUCUAUUCCAAAUAUGUGCGACCAUAUAUGCAGCGAGGACGAGAAGAAGGCAGGCUCAACUGGGUCUUCAACAUCAUCGACGGCAAGUCUGAGCAGGAGAAUGUGCUUUACAGAUCUGCAGAGGCAGACAGUAAGGAUGACUAUCUCCUUCUACCUGAUCUCAACUGGGAUCGCAAGACGAUGGGUGGACUGCAUCUCCUCGCUUUGGUUACACGACGAGACAUCUGGAGCGUGAGAGACCUCAAGAAGAAGGAUGCGACAUGGCUUCGCAAGCUCCGAUCUGUGAUCGCUCAGCAAGUCUCGGGCAUGUACGAAGGCGUGGAAACUGACAUGCUGAAAUUCUACAUACAUUAUCAGCCGACAUACUAUCAUUUCCACAUCCAUGUCGUUCAUGUCGACCUGGAUCCGACCGCCACGCAGGCUGUAGGUAAGGCGCUUGGACUCGACCACAUCUUCAGUCAGCUGGAAACGAUGGGGGGCGAUGACGAGGCAGGUAUGCACGAAGUCGAGUUGAGCUAUACUGUGGGCGAAGCUGGCGAGUUGUGGAGUGAUAUCUAUCUACCGCUCAAGGAAGGUCGGGAGCCGAAGAUAUGA
Molecule: messenger RNA, 957 nt
Organism: Recurvomyces mirabilis
Lineage: Eukaryota; Fungi; Ascomycota; Dothideomycetes; Mycosphaerellales; Teratosphaeriaceae
Exons: 1
Coding region: 1-957 (318 amino acids)
Biological process (GO): deadenylation-dependent decapping of nuclear-transcribed mRNA
Cellular component (GO): nucleus; P-body
Molecular function (GO): hydrolase activity; RNA 7-methylguanosine cap binding
Source: RefSeq, a predicted model, not a curated record